Molecule: messenger RNA, 897 nt
Organism: Necator americanus (New World hookworm)
Lineage: Eukaryota; Metazoa; Nematoda; Chromadorea; Rhabditida; Ancylostomatidae
Exons: 8
Coding region: 1-897 (298 amino acids)
Source: RefSeq, a predicted model, not a curated record
AUGGCUCUUGUUUUGGUGUCUGUCGCAUGCUACGCUCGUGCUCAAGGAUACGAAUUUCGAAUAGUAUUCUCAUCGAAUUAUUCGAAACAAUGUCCGCAUAAAGAUGUCUAUCUACGACGUCAUUGUGUAGUUGCACAUGUUCUGCCGGAAUACCAUACUAUUUUAUAUAUAGACGCUGAUAUGGGAGUUGUGAAUCCAAAGAAAAGAAUUGAGGAAUACAUGGAUGAUUCCGUUGAAAUAUCUUUUUUCGAUCGAUUCUAUAACUGGGAAGUUGCCGCUGGUUCAUAUAUAGUCAGGAAUACCGAAUGGACGCAGAAAUUCCUCAAAGGUUUUGCCGAUUAUGAAUUUCGUUUACCAAGAUAUUAUCAUGGUACAGAUAAUGGAGCUUUACAUGCUUUCCUCGGUGAAAUACUUUUCGGGAAGAGCCGGAGGACAGAACUAGCAUUUUGUCUUCACAUUUAUUAUAAUUUGGGCAGUUACGAGGAUUUGUUCACGUUCGAGGCGUGUAUUCGUCAAAUGCUUGGAAUGCAUUCAAAUAUGGGAAAAAUUAAGAUUUUCAAGAAAGGAACCGCAUGGGUACGGGAUAACUGGAUGACAAAUAGUAAAUGGUCGCCGAGUAGAGAUUUUAUGAUGCACAAUUGGAAGAUAACGCAACUAAGGAAAUAUACAGAAUAUGACCUACCUAUUUCGUUACAUGGUCCAUCAAAAGGUGAAUGGUUUAUUCCAUUUAAAGGACAUCUUCAUCUUAAUUUAUGCACACCAGGGAAUAUUACAUGGAAUUACGAUCAGAAUCUCAUAGAUACACAAAAAAGGAUUGAUGCAAAAUUAGAAACUCUUUACGCUCAAAUUGAUAAAGAUCGUAUUAGAAGCAUGGCAAGGAUGGUGGACUUCCUUUAA